AGAAAGUCCCUCUUCUUGAGCGGAGGGUUCUUAUGGCGCCUCCUCCUUGUUGUGAUUUCUACAAAGGUCAAGAGGUGGAAGUGAGAUCUAAUCUUAGUGGCUACAGGGGGGCAUGGUUUAGAUGCAAGAUCCAGGAUAUUGAUCUUGUGAAGGAUGGGAGGAUGAAGGAGGGGAGGCUCAAAUAUCUUUUGAAGUAUCUAGACUAUGAGGAGGAGGAGGAUCAUUGGACAUUGGAGUACCAGAUAAUCCCUUUCUUGUCAAGGAAGCCUACAAAGAAGCACCUUCAACACAUGAUUCGUCCAAUGCCACCACCCUUUCUCAGAGAGGAUAAGUUUUUCCAAUCUAGUUUCAAAGAAGCUAUCACAAUUUCUAAAGAUUGGAAAGUUGGGGAUCAAGUUGAUUGGUGGACAUCAGGUUGUUGGUGGCAAUGUACUAUUAGAAAGCUUAUAGGAAAGGAUACUAUAGAGAUUGCACUCUUGGAACGUCCAUAUGGGGAAGGAGGUAUAUAUAUAGCUUUGAAGUCUUAUUUGAGACCAUCUUUGAAAUGGUCAAAGGAGAAUAGUUGGGAGGUAUUAUCUUCUGAUGCACAGUAUGUAACUUUUGAGCAGGGGAGAAAGAGGUCUAGAGAAAUAUAUGAAAGGGAGAUUUUUGGAGAUAAGUCAGUUAAACAAAAAAAUUUAAGAGGUGUUAUUCCAAAAUGGUCAAAUUUAAGAGAGUUAAUACAGAAGGCUGUAUAAUGAUAUUUGUACCCAAUUUUUCAUGAUAAUUAAUUUUGUAGUAAGGUGUUAAAA
This is a messenger RNA of Selaginella moellendorffii, 791 nucleotides long. RefSeq lists its product as uncharacterized. NCBI's taxonomy places the organism in Eukaryota, Viridiplantae, Streptophyta, Lycopodiopsida, Selaginellales, Selaginellaceae. The record is from RefSeq and is a predicted model, not a curated record. The coding region runs from base 33 to 737 and encodes 234 amino acids. The transcript has 8 exons.